Megalopta genalis is the source of this 1882-nucleotide messenger RNA. It is a transcript of the gene wkd, whose product is annotated as TBC1 domain family member whacked. Gene Ontology annotation, molecular function: small GTPase binding; GTPase activator activity. The record is from RefSeq and is a predicted model, not a curated record. Gene Ontology annotation, biological process: regulation of GTPase activity. NCBI's taxonomy places the organism in Eukaryota, Metazoa, Arthropoda, Insecta, Hymenoptera, Halictidae.
CCGAAUACGUACACAGGCGGUGCGCGAAUGUUAGUUAUCUGCGUGGAGACGAGAGAGUGCUCUGGCCUCCUCCGACACGUACAAAUGAUCGUGUUUCGUUGGACGAUUCUUUACGGGCGUUGCGGGACAGCGGUUUAUCGCAUGAUUCUGUGAACCGUCGGUAUCGAAGCAAUUAUGAGCGUGUUAUGUUCCGGACCCCGUUGGCGGUUAACUGUCAACUGUCAAUCGGAGAUCUAACGUAGGCACUCCGGCCGCGCCGUUUCUUUUAACGACAUUAAUGUUACGAUUGAAAAGAUGCCAUGGCGUCCUCAGGAUCGCAUAAUGGGGAUGCUGAUACGGAAAGCAAUAAGUUCGAGGGCUCGAAGAUCGACCGACACGGGUUCCUUCGAAGGGAUUCCUCCAACUAUAGCACGGACAGCCUCGCGAAACAGGGAAUACCUCCGGAGGUAAUGCUGAGGAGAGAAAGGAAAUGGAUACAGAUGCUUAACAAUUGGAAGCAUUUCAUGAACACGAACUAUCGUAAAGUUAGAGAACGAUGCAGGAAGGGCAUACCGCCGUCCGUGAGACUCAGAGCAUGGUUGAACCUGUGCGGCGGUCAGCUGUUGAUGGACACGUAUCCGAAUCUAUUCGAAGAACUGGUAGAACGAUCCGGCGACCCUAAAUAUAUAGACGACAUUAAGAAGGAUCUCCAUAGACAAUUUCCGCAUCAUGUGAUGUUCAUCGGCGAAGCUCCUGGCCAGGAAGAAUUGUUCAAAGUACUAAAGGCGUAUUCCAUUUUAAAUAGUACGGUCGGCUAUUGCCAAGCUCAUGCGCCCAUCGCCGCAUUUCUGUUGAUGCACAUGCCGACGGUACAAGCGUUCUGGUGCCUGGUUGCGAUAUGCGAUAAAUAUCUGGUCGGGUAUUAUAGCCAAGGAAUGGAGACGUUGCUCCGCGACGGAGACAUCCUGUUUGCUCUUCUGAAGAGAGUGUCUCCUAUUGCCUAUAAACACCUGAAGAAACAAAAGAUGGAGCCGAUAAUGUACAUGACUGAAUGGUUCUUGUGUGUUUAUACGCGAACACUGCCAUGGGAAAGUAUCUUGCGAGUGUGGGAUAUGUUUCUCUGCGAGGGAGUUAAAGUUAUAUUUAAAGUAGGAUUAGUAUUGUUAAAAGGCAGCUUGGGACGUGCAUCGUUAGUUAAACGUUGUCCGGCGGUUUACGAAACGCUGGAAGUAUUAAGAAAUCCUCCGCAGCAUAUUAUGGAGGAGGAGGCUCUGGUCUAUCAGAUCCGGAAGUUGAAUCUGUCCGAAGAAGACUUCGAGUACGAGCAUCAACGUCAAGUGCUGAAACGCAAAGCGGAACAAGCUGCUUCUCCUGCUAAUCGGACAGACUGAUUAGAAGAAAAAGAAAUAGCUUGUAAUACGAGUAAUAUGUAACGAGCUUACAGGUAUUACUCCCAAAGCGUGCCUUCCUUUAUAUUCUUCGUAUUUGUACAGACCACAUUUAUCUAGUUAGACUUUUACAAAGUAUAAACCUACGUACAGCAAUGUUUAAAGAGUACCUUAACUUCUUUAUUACAAAUUUAAACGAUUAUCGGAUAAAUACAUUCCCGAGACAGAUCAAAUGCAUAACUCAUCCCUAUUUUUCUCUAUCGUAAUAUAUUAUACAUAUUAUAAAUAUAUAUUAUAUAGUUACAAAGAUGCACAAUACUUGUAGGUGUUCAUAGUACCGUUUAGUGUUGUAUUAUUUCGAGCAUAUCUCUAGUUAUUAACUUUCACACGAUUUUAUUAAUAUUUAUGUACAAAACAGAAGGAAAAGAUUUGUAUAACAUUACACGUUUCUUUUUUUUUUUUAAGAGUACAGUGUAGCAUAUAACGAUGUUAUCGAAUAAAAAUUGUUUUGUUUA